AUGGUGCGUGGCGAGGCGGACGGGGCCGGGACGCACACGGAGCUGCCGUCGCGCCUGCGCCUCUUCUGCGGCGCCGCCGCCGAGACGGUGGAGUCGGACACCAACCUCAUGCACCUGCGCUUCUUCGCCAUGGCCGACGCCCUCGACUCCAAGUUCGAGGCCGUCUACACCGCCUUCCGCGACAGCAGCUCCGGAGGCCAAAAAUCAGGUAAUACUGACAACCUCUUCAAUACGUAA
This is a messenger RNA of Gryllus bimaculatus (two-spotted cricket), 237 nucleotides long. Lineage: Eukaryota; Metazoa; Arthropoda; Insecta; Orthoptera; Gryllidae. The record is from the annotation of a GenBank genome assembly.